Molecule: messenger RNA, 2154 nt
Organism: Acanthosepion pharaonis
Lineage: Eukaryota; Metazoa; Mollusca; Cephalopoda; Sepiida; Sepiidae
Source: the annotation of a GenBank genome assembly
AUGUUUAAUUGUUAUUUCUUUUUUUCUUUUUUUCUUUCCCAUUCGCCCACAUUUUUCUCCUUUCUUUCUUUCUUUCUUUCUUUCUUUCUUUCUUUCUUUCUUUAUUUCUUUCUUUCUUUCUUUCUUUCUUUCUCAUUCGUCCUCUUUUCAUUUGUCCUCUCUUUUAUCUUUUUACUGUCUUUAAUUUUUUCAUUUUUCUUUCUUCAUCAUUUCCUCUUCUUUCUUUCUUUCUUUCUUUCUUUCUUUCUUUCUUUCUUUCUUUCUUUCUUUCUUUCUUUCUUAUUCGUCCUCUUUUCAUUUGUCCGUUUAUUUUUCUUUAAGUCUCUUCCUUUUAUCUUUUUGCUGUCUUCAAUUUCUUCAUCCUUUUCUCUCCUUUCUUCACUCUUUCUUUCUUUCUUUUUUCUUUCUUUCUUUCUUUCUUUCUUUCUUUCUCAUUCAAUCGCUUUUCUUGUGUCCCUUUAUUUUUUUCUAAUUUUCUUUCUAUUCUCCUGUUAUAAUUUCUUCUUCUUCUUCUUCUUCUUCUUCUUCUUCUUCUUCUUCUUUUCCUUUCUUCCUUCUUCUUCUUCUUCUUCUUCCUUCUUCUUCUUCUUCUUCUUCUUCUUCUUUUCUUCUUCUCUUCUUCUUCUUCUUCUUCUUCCUUUUCUUCCUUCUUCUUCUUUCUUCUUCUUCUCCUUCUUCUUCUUCUUCUUCUUCUUCUUCUCUUCCUCCUCUUCCUAUUUCUUCUUCUUCUCCUCCUCCUCUUCCUCCUCUUCCUAUUUCUCCUUCUUCUUCUCUUCCUCCUCUUCCUAUUUCUUCUUCUUCUUCUUCUUCCUCUUUCUUCCUCCUCUUCUUCUUCUUCUCUUCUUCUUUUUCUUCCUCUUCCUAUUUCUUCUUCUUCUUCUUCUUCUUCUUCCUAUUUCUUCCUCUUCUUCUUCUUCUUCCUCUUCCUAUUUCUUCUUCCUCUUCCUAUUUCUUCCUCUUCUUCUUCUCUUCCUCCUCUUCCUAUUUCUUCUUCUUCUUCUUCUUCCUAUUUCUUCUUCUUCUUCCUCUUCCUAUUUCUUCUUCUUAUUUUCUCUCUCUCCUCUUCCUAUUUCUUCUUCUUCCUAUUUCUUCCUCUUCUUCUUCUUCGUCUUCUUCUUAUUAUUAUUAUUUCUUCCUCUUCUUUCAUCUUUACCUCUCUCUUUUUCUUUCUUGCUUUUCCUAUUCCUUCUAAACUGUUGUUUCUUGUUAUUUCAGCUCCUUUCUUUCUUUCUUUCUUUCGUCAUUAUCAUUACUAAUUUAUACCUAUCAUCAAAACUAUCAUUCACAUCUUUCUUUCUUUCUUUCUUUCUUUCUUUCUUUACUCGUUCAUUUUUCUUUCUUUCUUUCUUUGCUCGUUCAUUUUCUCUUUUCUUUCUUUCUUUCGUUACUCGUUCAUUUUCUCUUUUCUUUCUUUCUUUCGUUACUCGUUCAUUUUCUCUUUCUUGUUCAUUUUCUUUUUCUUUUUUCUUUUGUUACUCGUUCAUUUUCUCUUUCUUUCUUUCGUUAUUAGUUCAUUUUCUCUUUUCUUUCUUUCUUUCGUUACUCGUUCAUUUUCUCUUUUCUUUCUUUCUUUCUUUCGUUAUUCGUUCAUUUUCUCUUUUCUUUCUUUCUUUCGUUACUCGUUCAUUUUCUCUUUCUUGUUCAUUUUCUCUUUCUUUUUUAUUUUGUUACUCGUUCAUUUUCUCUUUUCUUUCUUUCUUUCUUUCGUUAUUCGUUCAUUUUCUCUUUUCUUUUUUUCUUUCGUUACUCGUUCAUUUUCUCUUUUCUUUCUUUCUUUCGUUAUUAGUUCAUUUUCUCUUUUCUUUCUUUCUUUCGUUACUCGUUCAUUUUCUCUUUCUUGUUCAUUUUCUCUUUCUUAUUUUCUUUCGUUACUUGUUCAUUCAUUCUUUCUUUCGUUAUACGCUCAUUUUUUCUCUUCUUUCUUUCAGAUUCGUCUCUAACAGUCACGCUCUCUUUCUCUUCAUCUAUUCUUUAAUUUUUCUGAGAAGAAAAAUCUGGAAUGAAAGGAAGAUAACAAAGGAGACACUUUCAUUUCUCUUUCUUUCCCUUUUCUCUCAAUUCAUUUAUUCAUCAUUUCUCUUUGUCUUCUUUUUAAGUAUUAAUAGUUUCUUCUCCUUUAAACAUUUUAUCUGCACCCCCCCUCCCACGUGGUAA